Molecule: messenger RNA, 922 nt
Organism: Guyanagaster necrorhizus
Lineage: Eukaryota; Fungi; Basidiomycota; Agaricomycetes; Agaricales; Physalacriaceae
Exons: 4
Coding region: 177-809 (210 amino acids)
Biological process (GO): transcription initiation at RNA polymerase III promoter
Cellular component (GO): RNA polymerase III complex
Molecular function (GO): nucleotide binding
Source: RefSeq, a predicted model, not a curated record
CAUUUGCAGUGCUUCCAUUCAGUUGGAUUUGCAUUACUACCCAUGAUCAUUGGUUGCUAUUACAUGUGUCUGAGUCGUGGCCUUGUAUACUAAUAAUCUCUGCACGAGUCACAUAAGUCACGCAGCGGGCGGGCCACUGCAGCUAACUACGUUCACUAUCGUUUUCUUGUUUCUUCAUGGAGGUGGUAAACGCUCGGGCAGCCCUGUUGUCAAAUUUUGAAGUACUAUCCUUAUUACGGGAACUCGAGAGUGACCAUCUCGCCCGCACGAAAACUGCCUUGCGAAUAAAAAAAGAGGAGGAAGCUGCUGGUGUUAUUUCUUCCAUCAUACCAGGGGAGAAACACCCAAGCAAUGUCGAAGUCAUUCAUAACCUGCGGACAAUCGAAGUUGAGGCGAUUCAAUACCUAUCUGCAGAAUAUCAACCCACAAAGUCCCAGACGGAGCAAGGCAUCACACAGCUGGUAAAAGACCUCGAAAAGUAUGCCUUGACAAAGGCAGAGAAAUUGCAGGUGGUGAAUCUCGCGCCAACGAUACCUGUGGAACUUUACGUGAUCGUAGAGGAGCUCGAAGAUCGGUUAGGAGAAUCCAUGGAAGAAAUUCUCAUUAAUGUUCGGUCUUCGUUAUCUUCGCCGAACACGACGACGCAGAUGAAUUCAUAUCCAUCUGCUGUCCAUGAGGAAUUUGAGCGAGUAAAUGAGGAGGACACGUCGUUCUGGGAUGCUGAAGGUGACGUCGAUACUGAUAUACAGUUUGAUGACAGGGGAGAAGGUGUUGGGGUCGAGGGCGACCUCGAUGUCGAAGAUGAUUGAGUUGGGAUUUCUCUGUACCAGUUAGACAAGCAUCUAUCCCAUUUUCUCUUUAAUAUGUAAUACAACAUAACACGCGUCCUCGCCAAGUCCUUGCAUCAAGAAAAGAUGAAAGU